AUGACAAUUCCAUUAGGAAUAGAAUUUAAUGACCUAGAAAUAACAUUACUUGCAGAACAAGUAAAACGAAUGACAGUUGCAGUGGAAUAUGAAGUACCGCAAAAUAAACAAGAAAAGAAAUUGAAUCAACUCUAUCUGGAAGCUGCGCAAAGAGAAAUAGAUCAAUUUAGAAAACAAAUUGAAAAAGUCACAAAUAGAAAAAUAUCAGAAGCCGAAACAGCAGAAGAUAAAAAAGCUUAUCUAUAUAAAACAAUAUUCACAUUAACAGAAACAAAGGAUGCUAUUCUUUGGAAGAAUAGGGAACUAAUAAAAGACUUAGAAGAAGAAUAUAAAUAUGCAACUAACCAAGCACUAACCUUGGAUAAAAAAGACUUUGAAGCAAUGGAGGAAUAUGAACAACGAAUUCUAAUAAAAAGAUUCGCUAGACAAAUAGAAUUAUGCGAAAGUGAACCAUUACAAGAAUAA
Messenger RNA from Racocetra persica, 465 nucleotides. NCBI's taxonomy places the organism in Eukaryota, Fungi, Glomeromycota, Glomeromycetes, Diversisporales, Gigasporaceae. The record is from the annotation of a GenBank genome assembly.